This is a messenger RNA of Lodderomyces parapsilosis, 1233 nucleotides long. RefSeq lists its product as uncharacterized. The record is from RefSeq and is a predicted model, not a curated record. The coding region runs from base 1 to 1233 and encodes 410 amino acids. NCBI's taxonomy places the organism in Eukaryota, Fungi, Ascomycota, Pichiomycetes, Serinales, Debaryomycetaceae. The transcript has a single exon.
AUGCAAGUUUUAUUGAAAGCUCAGGUUUUGUUGUGGCUCUUGGUUGCCACCGCAUGGGGUAGAGACUUCCAAGGUGGUAACACUGUCGAUUGGGGUACUCAAAAUGUUGGUAAUGGAGAUGUCCACAUUCAUUCGGGAGCCAUUUGGUCUAUCAUCAACAAUGCUGCUUCAGAUUUCCAUGGAAACAUUCAGGUCGAUUCAAAUGCCGGUCUUUAUGUUUCCAGUGUCACUCCAAGUGUUGCUUUAUCUGCUACCUUAUAUGAUCUGAUCUAUGGAUUUGUCAACAAUGGUGUUGUCUCUUUCAACGCAAUCAAGGGUGCUCCUGGAUACUCAUUUUGGAUUAUGGGUAACAGGUUUGAGAACAACGGUGACUUGUUCUUUUCUGCUUCGGGUGAAGGUUCUGUUGCUAGUGGUAUUAAAGGGCUCGACUGGCACAACAAUGGGUUGAUCCAUAUUUAUCAAAAGAUGAAGAGUGAUAGUUAUGCUUACUUAGGUUACCAUGGUAAAACAGUUGUAAACAAUGGUCAAGUUUGUUUCACUAAUCAAAACUGGUACCAACUCUCUGGUAUGUUGGGAUCAGGUUGUGUUACUGCUCAAGGUAAAUCAUCGUUCUACUUUAUGAACACCGCUUUGAAGAUUUCAGAAGACGAAAUCUUGUACUUGACUAAUGGUGAAACUUCCAUCAUGGCUGUUGGAUCAAUCAAUGACCCCCAGACCUUCCACGUCAGAGGAUUUGGAACCGAUAAGAAUGGUAUUGCAAACAAGAUCGGUUUGACUGCAACUUUAUCAUCGCCUGUGUCAGGAAAAAGUCCAUGGUCUUACAAUGCAAGAGAUGGUAUUUUGACAUUGUACGUUGGAUUGUACACUCAAAACUUUGAAAUUGGUACUGGAUAUGACUUUACCAAGUUCCAAAUUGUCAGUGACACUAGUAGAGGAAUACCAGGAAUCUACUUGGGUGCAGUGCAAUACAACGGUCCACCACCAAACCCAGGUGUGCCAGCAGAGUGUAAGCCAUGUAAAUCAAUACCAGGUAUUCCAGGUAUCGAUAAGCCACCAGCAACAUCUUAUUCAAUUGAGACAGCCCCAAGCACAUCCACUAAACCAAUUUCAACCCCACCAAUUCCUCCUCAAACUUCCGGUGCCCCUGGCCUUAUCAAGACAGUCACUGUUUAUGCUACAGCCACAGUUACUGCCACCUCAACCUUCACCACCACUGGUACUGUAAGAGGAUGA